AUGCACCUAAUUUUGUUUGCUUACUGCAGGUAUACUGGCGCCAACCUCCUGCUCGACAUGCAGACUAUCGAGAAAGCGCUGCAUCAACCGAUGCCUUUCACGACUGGCGGCCAAACUAUUUCUGACCGAUUGACUGCGGCUAAGCAUUCUUUGGCAGGAAGUCAACUUGGAAAGACAAUAUGCAAAGCGACUACGGAAGAAGUUAUGGCUCCGAAGAAAAAACAUCUUGACUACCUUCUUCAUUGUACCAACGAGCCAAAUGUUUCGAUUCCUUCCAUGGCUAAUCUUUUGAUCGAGAGGACUCAAAAUCCGAAUUGGACUGUGGUUUACAAGGCACUGAUAACCAUUCAUAACAUCAUGUGCUACGGAAACGAACGUUUUUCGCAGUACUUGGCUUCUUGCAAUACUACUUUCAACUUGACGGCAUUCGUCGACAAGAGUGGAGGAGCCGGUGGAUAUGAUAUGUCGACGCAUGUUAGACGAUAUGCUAAAUAUAUCGGAGAAAAGAUAAACACAUACCGUAUGUGUGCCUUUGAUUUCUGCAAGGUCAAACGUGGUCGUGAAGAUGGUCUUCUGCGUACGAUGCAUACGGACAAGUUGCUCAAAACUAUCCCCAUCUUGCAAAACCAGAUUGAUGCCCUUCUGGAGUUCUCUGUGAGCAGUUCAGAGUUGAACAACGGAGUCAUUAACUGUUCAUUUAUUCUUCUUUUCCGUGAUCUCAUCCGUCUUUUCGCUUGUUACAACGAUGGAAUAAUCAAUGUUCUCGAAAAAUAUUUUGACAUGAAUAAGAAACAGUGUCGUGAUGCUUUAGACACCUACAAGUCGUUCCUCACUCGCCUCGAUAAAGUUGCUGAGUUCCUCCGCGUGGCUGAAUCAGUUGGAAUUGACCGUGGAGAGAUUCCAGACCUAACUCGUGCUCCAGCCAGUCUCCUGGAAGCCCUCGAGGCUCAUCUGAUCCACCUUGAAGGUGGAAAAGCUCCACCACCAUCACAACAACAGGCUGCGCAACAACAAUUUGCUGGUGGAUUUGGUUUCUCACAACCGCAACCAACUCUUGGCGACGCCGAAAGACAAAGAUAUAUCGAACUGGAGCAAGAACGCUUAAGGCAAUUCAAAGAUCAGAAAAAGACUAUUAACUCAGCGAAUCCAUUUGCGAAUGACGUAGCAGCCGGUCCCGCACCGCCAACGACUCAACCGGAUCUUCUUGAUAUGUUCCAGGCAUCUGCAGCUCCAGCCGCCGCUUCUGCUCCAAUUGAUGCUACUAAUCCUUUCGGAAGCUUCCCAGCUCAGAAUACGUUCCCGGCUACUAAUGGUAAGAUCACACCAAAUUAUCAAGAGUCAAAAAAAUGUUUGAUGAAAUUUCGAAAAAACAGUGAAAAUGGUUUUUUCUAUAAGUACGAUCCCAUAUGUUACCGCUUUACUCUCUUCCUCUGUUUCUCUCGGCCCACUCCAUAUGUUAUAGCGCCUCACGGAACUCCGUUCGGGGUACCACCUGGCCAUUCAUCGGCUCCAUUCUAUGCUAAUAUUCAACAGCAACCUCCAAUUCAGUCUCAGCCAACGAAUGAGCCAGAAAAUCCGUUCGUUACUGCUCACCAACCGAUGCACCACAAUGCUCCACCAGUUCCUCCCCCACCUUCUUCAGCCUCAGUUGCUGCGGCUCACGUUCCACAAUCUCCUCCGCCAGGAUCAGCUCAUAACCCAUUCGCUGAUCCGGGAGCGCAAGCGCAUCUUUUUGGGGGUCCAGGGCAUGGAGCAACUCCAUUCGGAUAUCCAGCAUCUCAUCCCGAUGAUCUCGCUCGCAUGACUGCUCAAAUGUCACUCAACCAACAGGGCGUUCCGGCUGGCUGGAAUACCACAACAGCAGCUGUUUCUAGCAACCCAUUCGGUGCUGCCGCUGCUCCGCCAAUGUACACUGCUCCAAUGGGAAUGUAUCAACAACAAACGUAUGGUGCUCAACCGAUGUGGAAUCCAGCUAUGGCACCGUAUGGCCAACAAUAUGCUUUCGGACAGCCAGCCCAACUGCCACCUCAACAACAACAGACAAUUCAGAUGGUUCAUCAAGCAAUGGCUGCCAAAAAUGCUGCACAAGCUCAACAGGCUCAAGCUUCUUCGAAUGAUCCGUUUGGAUUAUAA
Caenorhabditis briggsae is the source of this 2133-nucleotide messenger RNA. It is a transcript of the gene Cbr-unc-11, whose product is annotated as Protein CBR-UNC-11. NCBI's taxonomy places the organism in Eukaryota, Metazoa, Nematoda, Chromadorea, Rhabditida, Rhabditidae. The record is from RefSeq and is a predicted model, not a curated record. Gene Ontology annotation, molecular function: clathrin heavy chain binding; SNARE binding; 1-phosphatidylinositol binding. The transcript is spliced from 9 exons. Gene Ontology annotation, biological process: synaptic vesicle budding from presynaptic endocytic zone membrane; clathrin coat assembly; clathrin-dependent endocytosis. Bases 1 to 2133 code for a protein of 710 amino acids. Gene Ontology annotation, cellular component: clathrin-coated pit; extrinsic component of presynaptic endocytic zone membrane; synaptic vesicle.